This is a messenger RNA of Penicillium crustosum, 1617 nucleotides long. RefSeq lists its product as uncharacterized. Lineage: Eukaryota; Fungi; Ascomycota; Eurotiomycetes; Eurotiales; Aspergillaceae. The transcript is spliced from 2 exons. Bases 1 to 1617 code for a protein of 538 amino acids. The record is from RefSeq and is a predicted model, not a curated record. Gene Ontology annotation, cellular component: cytosol. Gene Ontology annotation, biological process: guanine metabolic process. Gene Ontology annotation, molecular function: zinc ion binding; guanine deaminase activity.
AUGGGCUCGAUUGCUAGCGAUAUUGGCUCGCAAACGGACUAUGCUUUUACUAUCUACCGCGGCACAUUCAUUCAAUCGGUUCUGCCAGACUCCGGCUCUAAGCCUGAAUUGUCUCGCAACCAAGGCGCAUUAUGGGUCUCUGCUGUUGAUGGCCGCAUUCAUGGCUGGGAUUGGAAAGCCAGUGACGAAAGUGGAUUUGCCGAGUUGAUGAGUCGGAAUGGGUGGGUUGAUAUCGACGCCAUUGAGGCUCAGGCCCAAGCCAAUGGUCAUGUUUCGAAGACCAAAGUGAAGAUUGUUACUGCGAAUGAAGAACAGAAUGAAUUUUUCUUCCCCGGAUUUAUUGACACCCACAUCCAUGCCCCGCAAUACCCCAACGCAGGCCUCUUCGGCUCAUCAACUCUUCUAGACUGGCUAGAGACCUACACAUUCCCCGUAGAGUCACGCUUCGGGUCCCCACCAGACCCAAAAACAGGCCAUCAAACCCAAACGAACCCCAAAGAAACACCCCUCCUAGCUCAACAAAUCUACGACCAAGUAAUCUCCCGCACUUUAUCCCACGGCACAACCUGCGCCUCCUACUACGCAACAAACCAUGUCCCAGCCACAAACGCCCUAUCAACACUCUGCCACACCCGCGGCCAACGCGCCUUCAUCGGCCGCGCAUGCAUGGAUAACCCAGACUUCUGCGUAGACUACUACCGCGACUUCAGCGCAGACGACUCCGUCAUCGCAACCCGCCAGACAAUCGAGUUCAUCCACACCCUAGACCCAGAAGGAAAGCUCGUGAAACCGAUCAUCACACCGCGUUUCGCGCCCUCAUGCACGAGACCCGCAUUACAGAGUCUCGGCGAGUUGGCUGCGAGCUAUUCACCCCCGCUGUAUAUCCAGACGCAUAUCUCGGAGAAUAUCAACGAGCUCGCGCUCGUCAAGGAACUCUUCCCUGAGGCGGACAGCUACGCAGAUGUCUAUGAUAAGUACAAUCUCCUCACGCCACGCACGAUCCUCGCGCAUGCGGUGCAUUUAUCUCCCGAUGAGAGAGCUCUGAUCCGCACGCGCGAAGCAAAGAUCUCGCACUGUCCGGCGUCGAACUCGGCGCUGGGAUCGGGGAUUUGUCCUGUUAGGACGCUGCUUGAUGAGGGGAUUACGGUUGGUCUAGGCACGGAUGUUAGUGGGGGGUAUAGUCCUAGUAUUCUUGAGGCGGCGCGACAGGCUUGUCUUGUUUCGCGGUUGUUGGGUCAAUCGGCUGCGUGGCAAAGGGAUCAUCCUCAGGCUGAUGGGAGGGAGAAGUUGUCUGUGCAGGAGAGUCUUUACCUUGCUACACGUGGUGGAGCUGCGGUUGUUGAUAUGGGGAGCGACCUUGGCGGGUUUGAUAUGGGGAUGUUGUGGGAUGUGCAGUUGAUUCGGCUUGGCGGGGUUAAGUUCGUGGAGAAGAGUCCAUUAGAUGGGGUCCCUGGUGAUGGGAGUGCGGAUCUUGUGCAGGCUGGUCCUGUGGGGAAUGUUGAUUUGUUUGGGACAGAAACUUGGGAGGAGAAGAUUCAGAAGUGGGUUUGGAGUGGUGAUGACCGGAAUGUGAAGGCUGUUUGGGUUGGCGGGAGGUUGGUUCAUUCAAGGGUUUGA